Ascoidea rubescens DSM 1968 is the source of this 270-nucleotide messenger RNA. RefSeq lists its product as uncharacterized. The transcript is spliced from 2 exons. Lineage: Eukaryota; Fungi; Ascomycota; Saccharomycetes; Ascoideales; Ascoideaceae. Bases 1 to 270 code for a protein of 89 amino acids. The record is from RefSeq and is a predicted model, not a curated record.
AUGCAUCACAACAAGAAGGAGGAUGCAUAUAUCGACAUCUCCUCAGAUGAUGACGCAAAAAAAGGAGUCGAUGACAAUGAUUUAGAUUCAAAGACAUUAGUUGAAAUCUCAAAUGAUGCUGAUCUUCCUGCGGAUGUUGCAGUAUCAAUGUCAUUUAUGGAUUCACCAAUCGAUGUCACAACUUCAAUUUAUCAUGGUGAUAUCCACGGCGAAUUUUCUAAGAAUGAUCCACCUGGAUUAGUUAAUGGUGAACAUCCACUUCAAAUUUGA